UCAGAUCUCAGCUGCACCUAGGGUCGCGUCGGGGGGAAGUAGGGGAGCGUGGUUGGCAGCGGCCACGCUCUGGCAGGGACGCUAGAUUGGCGGCUCAUGUGUGGUGUGUGUGUGUCUGACCUGCCUCGCGCAUCUCGGGAGGAGGGAUUCACUAGGCUGGGGUGCCUCUUUUGGAGAAGGUGAGGACUGGCUGAGGUCUGUGACCAUGAAGGUCAAAGUCAUCCCGGUACUUGAGGACAACUACAUGUACCUGAUCAUUGAGGAGCAUACACGGGAGGCAGUGGCUGUGGACGUGGCUGUGCCCAAGAGGCUGCUGGAAAUUGCAGGCCGCGAGGGGGUGUCUCUGACCACAGUGCUGACCACCCAUCACCACUGGGACCACACACGUGGAAAUGCGGAGCUGGUGCACCUGCAGCCGGGACUGGCGGUGAUGGGAGCAGAUGAGCGCAUCUGUGCGCUAACCCGCAGGCUGGCACAUGGGGAGGAGCUUCGGUUUGGGGCCAUCCAUGUACGAUGCCUCUUGACGCCAGGCCACACCUCUGGCCACAUGAGCUACUUCCUGUGGGAGGAUGAAUGCCCGGACCCACCAGCUCUCUUCUCUGGUACCUUGCAGCCUGGACUCAUCCACUUAUGCAAUUUCACUGUGCCCUCCCUACCCCCUUCUGACCCUCUUUCCUCCCUAGGGGAUGCUCUGUCAGUGGCAGGCUGUGGCUGGCAUCUGGAGGACACUGCACAGCAGAUGUACCAGAGCUUGACCAAGAUCCUGGGUACCCUGCCACCCCAGACGAAGGUGUUCUGUGGUCAUGAGCAUACACUGAACAAUCUUGAAUUUGCGCAGAAAGUGGAGCCCUGCAAUGACCACGUGCGAGCUAAGCUGUCCUGGGCCCAGAAGAGGGAUGACGACGAUAUACCUACUGUGCCUUCGACACUGGGUGAGGAGCUCUUGUACAACCCUUUCCUGAGGGUAACUGCUCUGCUUGGCCCCACCCCCAUAGGCAGCUGGCCAGCCCCACAAUUCCCCAGCAUACUCUUCCCUGCAGAGAGGAUCCAGUUCGUGAGUUCACAGGCCAGGUGGCACCAGCCCAGGUCCUGGAGGUACUCUGCAGGGAGCGAGCACGCUUCCAGCUUGCUUUGGAGCCACCGCAGCCCCAGGUUCGGGCACUCCUGGCCUUGCAGUGGGGGCUUCUGAGUACACCCCAGGAAAAAUGAGCCAUGUGGGGAGGCUGCUUGUCUCCACACCCCUUCUCCUGAUCUCAAGCUGACUGGAACUCUGGCCUCCAGAACAUUCCUCUGAGGCCCUGCCACCCCACUUUAAAGAACCAGCAAAUGGUGCUUUCCUUGUCUCUGCUGCUCAGGGGCCACACAAGCGGACUCCCUGGAGGAGCUGUUGUGGGCCCUGAGACAUACAUGUCUGGGGACUGAGAAGGGUGAAUAAAACUUUAAAAGGCACAGUGUGGUGCCAGACACAGGA
Molecule: messenger RNA, 1471 nt
Organism: Onychomys torridus (southern grasshopper mouse)
Lineage: Eukaryota; Metazoa; Chordata; Mammalia; Rodentia; Cricetidae
Gene: Haghl
Product: hydroxyacylglutathione hydrolase like
Exons: 8
Coding region: 206-1189 (327 amino acids)
Molecular function (GO): hydroxyacylglutathione hydrolase activity
Source: RefSeq, a predicted model, not a curated record